Messenger RNA from Poecilia latipinna (sailfin molly), 2595 nucleotides. RefSeq names its product potassium voltage-gated channel, subfamily G, member 1 (gene kcng1). Gene Ontology annotation, cellular component: membrane; voltage-gated potassium channel complex. The record is from RefSeq and is a predicted model, not a curated record. NCBI's taxonomy places the organism in Eukaryota, Metazoa, Chordata, Actinopteri, Cyprinodontiformes, Poeciliidae. The transcript has 3 exons. Gene Ontology annotation, biological process: action potential; protein homooligomerization; potassium ion transmembrane transport. Gene Ontology annotation, molecular function: delayed rectifier potassium channel activity. Bases 475 to 2037 code for a protein of 520 amino acids.
AACCUUCACGUGAAUUUACCAGCAACAGACGCAGAGCAUUCCCAUUUAAAAGUGAACAGGAAGAACAGGAUAUGCGGUUGCCAUGGAAUUCUCUCAAAAGCUUUUGGCAAACUGGCACAUCCCACUUCUGAUGUCAGCACUCAGAGAAGGAAGCAUGGAGAGAGGGAGGGUGAGGAAGGAAGGGAAGAGGGUGAGGAAGGAGUUCAGAGAAAAGAGCGAGAGACGAGGGAGAAGUGGAAGGUGUGAGAGAGCGAGCGAGGGAGGGAACAAGGGAGGCAGCCUGUUGCUCCUGAUCAUCAAACAGCCUCUUCGUACUCCACAAGCUCCAGCGCCUGUGUUGAGAUGGAGCAGAGUUGAAGCAAGAAGGAAACACAAUUCUUCAUCUUCAUGUUUCCUGAGCAAGGAUACAAGAGCAAAUCUGUGAGGGUGAGAUCGCGCUGAUGGGAGGUUGAGCACAGGGAUGUGACAGUAAAGAUGACCCUGUUGGCGGGUGAUGGUUCUGACUACGACUACAGUGCCCUAAGCUGUGCCUCUGAUACUUCCCUCAAUCAACCUCCCCAACAAGAAGCAGAGGCUCGGAAGGGAGCCUUCUACAAAAGGGCCCAGCUCGCCCUGGAGCGCACCACCAUCCCUGACAACACCGCUUUGUCCGGCGCCCGGAAGAUCCACGCCAUCAUUAAUGUGGGUGGCCUGCGCUACCAGAUGCCUUGGACCACUUUAGAGGAUUUCCCUCUGUCCCGCCUGGGCCAGCUGCACCUCUGCAGCAGCUUUGAUGAGAUUAUGCGCAUCUGUGAUGACUACGACGUGGCACACAAUGAGUUCUUCUUUGACCGCAGCCCCUGUGCCUUCAGGACCAUCCUGACGUUCUUGAGGGCCGGUAAGCUGCGCUCCCUCAGGGAGAUGUGCGCUCUCUCGUUCAGAGAGGAGCUCCUCUACUGGGGCGUCCCGGAGGAGAGCCUGGAGUGGUGCUGUCGCCGGCGCAUGCUGCAGCGUGUGGAGGAGUUUGAAGCCAUGGAGAAAGCAGAAGAAGAGGAUGAACUUUUGGAGGACCUGUUGGAUUCGGAGAAUGGGCACAGGGAGCGCACGGCUGAGUCCAGAAUCAACUGGUGCAUGAACAAACUGAGAGACAUGGUGGAGAGGCCUCACUCCGGCCUGCCAGGGAAGAUCUUUGCUUGCUUGUCAGUGUUGUUUGUUACCAUCACAGCCAUCAACCUCUCCAUCAGCACCAUGCCGGCUAUGAGAGAAGAGGAGGAGGCGGGCACAUGUUCCAAGAUGUGCUACAACAUCUUCAUAGUGGAGACCAUAUGUGUGGCCUGGUUCUCCUUGGAGUUCACCCUGCGCUUCAUUCAGGACCGCAGCAAGCUGACCUUCUUCAGAAAGCCUCUAAACCUGAUCGAUGUGGUGGCCAUCCUGCCCUACUACAUCACGCUGCUGGUGGACGGUUCGUCCAAGGGGGAGAAGCGCCUCGGCUCCGGCAGCAGCUACUUGGACAAAGUGGGCUUGGUGCUACGCGUCCUCAGAGCGCUGCGCAUCCUCUACGUGAUGCGGCUGGCUCGCCACUCACUGGGCCUGCAGACUCUUGGCCUGACGGCGAGGCGCUGCACACGGGAGUUUGGACUGCUCCUCCUUUUCUUAUGCGUGGCGAUUGCUUUGUAUUCACCCCUUCUGUACCUGAUUGAGAAUGAAAUGGCCAACACACAGGAGUUCACAAGCAUCCCCGCAACCUAUUGGUGGGCUGUGAUCACUAUGACAACCGUUGGUUAUGGGGACAUGGUGCCAAGGAGCAUCCCGGGUCAGGUGGUAGCUCUCAGCAGCAUUCUGAGUGGCAUCCUCCUGAUGGCGUUCCCCGUCACCUCCAUCUUUCAUACCUUCUCCAGAUCAUAUGUGGAGCUGAAGCAGGAGCAGCAGAGGAUCCUGCAGAGGAGGACACACUUCCUGCUGCGUAGCCGCAUGGCCGGCCUGGGCAGCAAUGUCUCCUUAGAAAGUGACAUCCUGUUUCCCAUAGGGCCACCUGAAGCCAGAGAAAUGAACAACUGAGACUGCAGUAGAUGAGGACAACAUGUGGCUGUCCAAUUACAGGCAGAGUGGAAAGAAGAUCAAUGUCACCCAUUGGACUUUUUUGCUUUUAUCACAUUGCAACAACAAACUUAAAACUGCAGUAUUUAACUUAUAAAGAACAUGUUUUGUUUUUUGGGGGGUUUCUUUACAUAUUUUUUAAAACUGCCAUCAUGUCGUGACAGGGUAAUAUGCAAAAGAUAAUCUGUGAAAAGAUUGAUCUUAUCCAUCUCCAUGAGCUAGUACUGGCAUCUAAACAAAUGUGCUUCUCCCAACCAAAAACAACCAAUCAGAGCCAGGAGGAGGGUCUUAGCACUGUCAAUCAAACUCAUGUACUCGCUUCCCCCUGAGAAACAAACAACUUACCAUUUAGCUGUGGCCAUGACUGAGCAUUUAAAACAGUCUAUGCUAGCUGCAAUAGGGAAGGGAACGGGAGGGAGGAUGAGCAUCACCGCACCAGAUUGUGAUUGGCAGCGCUAAGUCCCACCUCCUGGCUCUGAUUGGUUGUUUCUAGUUAGCACUGGGAGCACUGGACAAAGG